AAUACGUAGUCAAACGCUACUACUGCUGUGCGGCCUUCUCCACGUUCACAGCACUGCUCGUAAUCCACGAAGGCUUAACCCAACUUUCAACUCGGCUUCAGCUAACCGAGUAACUCUCGCGCCAUACUACGCUCAUACCAAAAAUGCCUGGCCCGAACUGCCCGGGCGCUGACUUGUCGUCCGCGUUAAAGCGGUGCCCCUUCCUCCACAACGUGGCACAGACGCACGGUGAAAGCUAUGCGUUCAGCCUUGCUGGAAAGCCGGCUUGCCCUCACGGGCCGGUGCUAGCCGAGGAUGACGACUUCUCUGCAACCAUGGCGCUCUUCCACGGCCGCGGAGGCAUUCUGCCGCUGCCGCACCUGGCCCCAGAGGUGCAACAGCAGGUUCUCUAUCCUCCUUCGCCAGCUCAGGCGCGCCCCGCUGCCGAGCCCGCGAGGAAGUGCCCCUACACACACGAGCCGGUUCAGUCGUCGCCCGCGCCCAUGCCGCAUCCGCUGGCGAUGGCACCUUUGGCCUCAAUGUCAAUGUCCUGGGGCAGCAACUGGUUCAACAUCCACCACCUCUUCAAGCAGCACCUGCAGCAGCACCGCCCCCAGCAGCGCAAGCCGCCGCAGCAGCCGCAGCACCACAGCGGCGGGCCUACGGCGUCCGGUCCCGGUCCCGGCGCCUCCGUGACAGGCCCCGGUGGCUCACCUCUGGGUGCCGCAGGCGAGGGGGGCACGGCCGGCGGCAAGUGCCCCCUACGCCGGGCGCUGGGACCGCUGGCGGGUAUCGUGUUCAACAAAGCGGGCCAGAUAAGCUGCCCGGAGCCUAUAAUUAAAAUGCGCGCGGCUUUGGCGGCGACGCGGCCGGUGCGCGAGCUCCGGCCGCAGGCACUGCCAAUUAAGCUGAUGGCGGUGGUGAUGACCACGGCGGCGCUCAACGUGCCCUGCGGCAUGUGGCGCGAGCACACGGACAAGUUCUCGUCGCAGUGGUUCAUGGCGGUGCACGCGACCAUCCCCUUCAUCGCCAUGCUGCGCAAGGCGGUGAUCAUGCCCAAGUACGCCAUCCUCUUCACCAUCGCCGCCGCCAUCGCCGGCCAGGCCAUGGGCGCCAAACUGGAGCGCCGCCGCAUGACUGACGCCGCGCGGGACGAGCUGGCGGGGCUCGCGCGCGCGCACCCCGCGGCGGCGGCGGGGCCGCCGCUGCCGCGCGUGCAGGUGGCGACGGCGCCGGCGGAGGCAGCGGUGAUUGGCAGCCGGGUGGCGGUGGCGGCGACAUCGUCGGCGGCCCUGCCGGUGGCGAGCAUGUCCAUGACAUCGCGGCCGCGGCAGCAGCAGGGGCCGGCGCCGGCGGACGGGACGGUGUCGUGGGCGGAGCUGUAUGAUGAGGGCAAGGCGGCAGCGGCGGCGGCGGCCCAGCCAGCCGCGGUGGCUGGUUUGGCUGCGGCUUCGCAGUUCCGGUUGCGGCCCAAGGGCGCGGGCCCCCGGCGGGUCGUCCGCGCGGGCGUGGUGAGCGCGGCGGCUGGCUGCAAGGCGGCGGCGGGCAAGCGCGGCGCGGCGGCGAUUGUGGCGAUGGCACCCGAGGUGGUGGCGGCGUGCUAGGCGUCUACAUGAUCAGCCGUGACAGAGCGCCCAUGCGAUCCAAGUAUCGGAAUAGUGGUCGGGCUUCAUUCUUCCGCAGUGCAGUAGCAUUUGGGGGCUUAGCAUGUUAGUCUGUAGCACGUAAUGCAGUGUUAGCAUUCAACGUUGAAUGUUGAGUUGUAUGUCUGGUACGGACACCGACUAAACAGAUUGUGUGUCAGCGCCAAGCAGCUGACCCGGUCACUAUUAAUAGAGAGAGUGCUUUGUGUGUCGCAGCGGCGCCAGGCUUACCAACCCUUGCCCUACACUGGCAACUAAAGACGGAUUGUGUUGCAGCGACUGAGCGUGUAGGUUAGGCUGGAUUCACGUGCGGGUUGGGGCAGGGCACCCCUGGCCCUUGAAGUACGGUAUGCCUAUCAACAGCUGGACCGUGCAGGUGACGUGUUGAAGCCUUGUCCAGGACUGGUCCCCCCCCCCUCGCCUUCCAGUCAGAACUGCCCCCUCCCUCCGCAACCGGCCUGGGGGCCGGUCGUCGCCGGGCUGCGGCAGCAGCAGACGCCGUGAAAUGGUAUGCGGAGGCGUUGUAUGGCUAGGGCCAUAUCAUAUGGGUCAGGCGUGUUACUCAUGGGCGUUGGGAGGAGUCAGAUGGCUUAUUUGGUGGUGAUGAGGGCGGGAGCCAUCCAUGAGCAUGUACAGCGCGGUGCCUGGUAGUGGCGUUGGGGUCUGCUGCGAUUUGAUGCACACCGCAUGUCCAGCAUUAUUGUUGAAUGGUGGAGCUUCCAAGUGUACCGUACUAGCUGGCGUCGUCGGCAGUGCCAGCGGCACUCCACGCCAGGGGCUGGCGGCGGGGGCGGCAGGCGGCAGGUGCGCCGGCACACCCGGCACCGGGCACUUGCGGCCAUCGUGUGUGGGGUGCACGGCCCUGGCGGCGGCGGUGGGCUGUGUGCAGCACGUGGCACUGAAGCAGGCUGAAGCAGGUGACAAGGGGUGUCAGCUUUGUACAGCUGGAAAAUGGGCUGAGCCCCCGUACGCUUGGGAGCUAUUAGGCGUGUAACGCCACGUCAGA
Chlamydomonas reinhardtii is the source of this 2628-nucleotide messenger RNA. RefSeq lists its product as uncharacterized. The coding region runs from base 144 to 1583 and encodes 479 amino acids. The transcript is spliced from 4 exons. The record is from RefSeq and is a predicted model, not a curated record. Lineage: Eukaryota; Viridiplantae; Chlorophyta; Chlorophyceae; Chlamydomonadales; Chlamydomonadaceae.